Messenger RNA from Aphidius gifuensis, 2479 nucleotides. It is a transcript of the gene Snap25, whose product is annotated as synaptosomal-associated protein 25. The coding region runs from base 314 to 955 and encodes 213 amino acids. Gene Ontology annotation, cellular component: SNARE complex; plasma membrane. Gene Ontology annotation, molecular function: SNAP receptor activity; syntaxin binding. Lineage: Eukaryota; Metazoa; Arthropoda; Insecta; Hymenoptera; Braconidae. The transcript is spliced from 7 exons. Gene Ontology annotation, biological process: exocytosis; synaptic vesicle priming; synaptic vesicle fusion to presynaptic active zone membrane. The record is from RefSeq and is a predicted model, not a curated record.
AAGUAACUGGGUAUUGUCGACAACAGACUCAGCUGUAGCAUUUAGAGCAUUUAGAAUCAUCAGGCUUGAAACGCCCCUUUUCACAUGACAACAAGCUCUUGUCAAAAUAAUUUAUUUACUUAAUAAAAAUUAUAUAAAUAAUAACAAUAUAUAUUUAAUUAAUUUGCAAUAGUGCAAUAGUGCAUCUGAAUUUUUAAAAUUUUUCAUUAAGUUUAUAAUAUUCUUGGUUGAGUUAAAAUAUCAAUUAGCUGUGAGGAAAAGGUGGAAUUUAGUUUGUUUGUGAUUACCAAGAGAAUUUCGAAAAAAAAUCGAAAUGCCUGCUCCAGCAGAAGCUGCUGCUCCGGAGCCACCGGUUCCAAGGACAGAACUCCAGGAGUUACAAUUAAAAGCUGGACAAGUUACCGAUGAGUCUCUGGAGAGUACAAGGCGUAUGAUGGCGCUUUGCGAAGAGAGCCACGAGGUCGGGAUGAAAACUCUCGUAAUGCUGGACGAGCAAGGCGAACAACUGGAUCGAAUUGAGGAGGGUAUGGAUCAAAUAAAUGCUGAUAUGAAAGAGGCAGAAAAAAAUUUAACUGGAAUGGAAAAAUGUUGUGGUCUUUGUGUUUUACCUUGUAACAAGGGUGCAAGUUUUAAGGAGGAUGAAGGAACGUGGAAGGGAAAUGACGAUGGUAAAGUUGUUAAUAAUCAGCCACAACGUGUGAUGGAUGAUCGUAAUGGUCUUGGUCCACAAUCUGGUUAUAUAGCUAGAAUAACAAAUGAUGCACGUGAAAAUGAAAUGGAAGAUAAUAUGGUACAGGUCAAUACUAUGAUCGGUAAUUUAAGAAAUAUGGCAAUUGACAUGGGUAGUGAACUUGAAAAUCAAAAUCGACAAGUUGACAGAAUUAAUCGCAAAGGUGAAUCCAACGAGACAAGAAUACAAGUUGCUAAUGAACGAGCUCAUCAAUUACUCAAAUAAAUUGUCAAUAAAUUUGAGACAAAUAAAACAGCUUGAUUAUUAAGUUUUUAAAAAAAAAUAAAUAAAAUUAUUUACCUGCAUUAUAACUCGCAGUUGUUUACGUAAUUUAAAUUAAACAAUUCAUAAUUUUAAAAAACGUAAAAAUAAUUUAUUCUUAUUUUUAAUAUUAAAAAUAAAAUAAAAAAAAAUUUAAAAAAUAAUAAAUAAUUUUAAUAUUAUUGCGGUUAAUUAAUUUGUUUAUUAAUUAAAUCUAUAAUAAUUAUAAAAUAAAAGUAUUUAAAAUUUAAAAAAAUAUAGAUAAUUUAUUUAAAAUCCUUGAUAAAUUUAUUGGCAAUUUUUUUGUUUUAAUAUAUUUAAAAGAUUUUUAUUUAUAAAUGUUGUAAUUAAUUUAUAAAUAUUCAUCGUUGUAAUAAUAUCGUAAAAUUAUUAUAUAGAUAUUUAGAUAAAUUACUAAAAUGGUCGAAAAAAAAUUAAUUAUUAAAAAUUAUGCACAAAGAUAAUAUUCAAAUGAAAAAAAAAUAUAAAUUAAUAAAAAAAUAAUAGUUAAAUUAAUCAACAUUAAAAAAUGGUGAUAGAUGAAUUAUUUAAACAAUAUUAUAUUGUUAAAAAAAAAGUAAAAAAUAUCGUUAAUUAUUUAACUUGAAUUAUCAGCAAUUAAUAAUUAAUUAAUUAAAAAAAAAAAUCGUAAAUUGCUUCAAUUAUGCCGUAUGAUUGUUAUUACAGAUAAAUUAUUUUUUUUGUUUAUAAAUAAAUUUCUAGUACAUGUCUAUAUAUAAAUGUGAAUCGAUAAAUAUUUUUUUUUUUCUUUAAAAAUGCAAUAAUUAUUAAUAAUUAACCAGUCGUGCUAGAAUUAUAAAAUUAAUAAAUUAAAAAAUGGCCUUUUUAGCAGCUGAUUAUUGAAUUUCUAUUUGCACAUUUAAAAAUGCCUAUUAUUAUAAAAUUUACUGUGCAAUAAAUUAUGAAAAAAAUUAAAAAAUAUAUGAAUACAGUACCUGUACAACGUAAAAUUGAAAAAAUAAACACCAUCAAAGUACUUGCGUUUAAAGAAUAAUUAAAAAAUAUAAAACAAAAUGAAAAUGAAACAUAUCGCUCUCGAUAUAUAUCUGUUGAAGAAAAAAAACCAAUUAUAAUAAAAAAUAUAAAUUUAUGCACUUGAUUUUUGUACGAAUCAUUCAUAUGGCAUAAAAUUUGCAGAUUCGAUUGAAUUGUUUUUAAAUUUUUUUAAUUAAAUAUAUAUAAAAAUGUGAAUAAUUGUAGAUAUUGAACAAAAAAAAAAAAAACAUAUAUUUAUUAUAUAGAAAAAACGAAUAAUGUUUAUUAAAAAACUAUGUUUAUAGAAUUAAUUUGCAGAUGUAAUAAAUCGUUUAAAUUCAAAUGAAAAAAAAAUACAACUAAACAGAAAAAAAUGGCAAGGGAACCAAAAAUUGUGCUGUGCACAAUUUUAAAUAAUUUUUUUUUUUCAAUAAUAUUAUAUUGUAGACUAUAUUGCAUUAUAAAAAAAAAUUUAAAUCCUAUACAUGUAAA